AUGGUAUUAAAACUACGCGAACAGUUGAUUAAACAAGUUGCUAUUCAUCUGCCGUAUCUUUCUCCUGAAUCAUGUCAAUGUCUUACAGCUAUACAACGCGAACGUAUACUUCGAUGGCUGGCUUCACAUGAUUGUCUCUCGAAUAAUAUUGUUCAAUAUAUAACAAGAAAUCUUCUUUCAGUUCCGUUAUAUUCUCUUGAAUUCUAUAAAUGUCAUCAAUUAACGAAUGAUAUGCUCAUUGAAUUUGCUAAAGCAAGUAAUUUUAGCCGAUUAAAAUCAUUGAUUAUUCAUCAAUGCCAACAAGUAGAAGAUUCAGGAAUACGUGCUAUAACGAAAGGACAAUUAUCACUUGAAUAUGUAGCAUUAAGAAAAUUGAGUAAUUUAACCAAUGCAGGUCUUGAUGGUAUACAUUCAGCAUUUUUAAAAGAAAUUGAUUUCCAAUGGAAUGACAAAAUUCAAGAUCAAGGUAUUUUAACGGUUGUUUCAAACAAUCUCAACUUACGUUUUGUUCGUCUAAUGAAUUGUCAUUCUUUGACUGGCCAAUGUGUUGUUCAUAUUGCGCAACAUUUAGCUGAAAAACUCGAAUUAUUAGAUAUUGAAGGAUUAACAUAUUUGGAUGCAGAUGUAUUUUUAAAUUUAGUUGAUCAUUGUCCUAAUAUUCGAAAUUUGAAUUUAUUCGGUAUUCUUAAUAUCGAUACCGAUGGAUUAUUUACAUUAUUCGUACGAUCGACACGCAUGUUGCAAUUAAAUUUAUCGUAUACGACUUGUUUUCUACAAGAACCAGUUGCGGAUUAUAUUUGUUGUAUGCCAUUAUCUCUUGUUGAUUUAUGUUUAUCCGGUACACAAGUGUAUAGUACUCAAAUUAUGAUACGUGCUCUAACAAGACUAACACAUUUGGAACAUCUUCGAGUCAACGGUCUUGCAACUAUCAAUGAUGAUGCUCUUGACAAAAUACUUAGUGUUAUGGGAUGUCGACUUAAAACACUUGAAAUGAAUGGUUAUAUAACAGUUGGAUCACUGACUGACCGUAGUAUUGAACAUAUUGUUAAUUAUUGUCCAUUGCUAGAAGAACUUUCACUCAAUCUAUUGAGUUUUACAUCAACACUUGAUUCAUUAUUACAAUUAUUUGGUACGCCAAAACGCGCUCUACAACUACGCAGUGUUUCAUUGAGCUCAUUUCGCAAUAUUAACGAACAAGUCUUAUGGUCGUUAGUAGAAAAUUGUUUAAAUUUGAAAGAAUUAGAACUUUCCGGUAUACCCUUUGUUCAUGAUGCAUUGAUUUCAUCAUUAAAACAUUGCAAAAAAUUAUCUCAUUUGAAUAUUAAAGGUUGCAAACAAGUAACUGAUUCAUCUAUCUGUGAUCUUCUUGGUGUAUGUAAAUUUAUUUCACUUGUUCUUUCUGGUUGCUUUCAUUUAACUGAUCGAUCUAUUCUUGCCAUGGCGCAUACACAACCAUUUCUCGAAGAAAUUUAUAUAUCCGGAUGUAUACGUAUAUCGCCUGCAGCUGUACGCUAUCUUCAAGAUAAUACUAUUCGACGUCUAUAUAUCGACCAUAAAAUACCCAAUGCAAUACCCGAUGCACUCAUGGCACGCAACCUUGACACUGGCUUGUUUGAACAAGUUAAAUAA
Molecule: messenger RNA, 1629 nt
Organism: Rotaria socialis
Lineage: Eukaryota; Metazoa; Rotifera; Eurotatoria; Philodinida; Philodinidae
Source: the annotation of a GenBank genome assembly